AUGAAAGUUCUUUUGGGCUCACUCGACAUAUGGGAGAUUGUUGAAGAUGGCUAUGAUGAGCCAAAGAACGAGACAGAUGAAGCCGCACUAACUGUUGGGGCUAAGAAAGAAUUGAAGGAGCAAAGGAAAAAAGACAAAAAAGCACUUUAUACAAUCUAUCAGGGAGUUGAUGAAAGCAUGUUUGAGCUAAUUUACUCAGCCACUACAUCCAAGGAGGCUUGGGAACUUCUCCAAAAGGCAUUUGGUGGUGUGGAAAAGGUAAAGAAAAUUCGUCUCCAAACUCUUCGAGCACAAUUUGAAACAUUGCGUCAAGAAAAAUUAGAGUCAAUUUUUGAUUAUUUUUCUCGAGUGAUUUCUAUUGUCCACCAACUAAGAAGAAAUGGAGAGAAAAUAGAUGAUACUCGAGUCAUGGAAAAAAUUUUGAGGUCACUUGACUCAAAAUUUAGUUUUGUGACGAUUGUCAUUGAAGAAUCAAAAAAUAUGGAGGAGAUGAAUGUGGAACAAUUGAUGGGCUCACUUCAAGCAUACGAGGAGAGACUCAAGGGAGAUGAAAAACCCCUUGAACAAGCAUUGCAAACCAAGUUAUCACUUCAAGGGAAACGUGGUGAGUCAAGUCGAGGAAACUAUCAACGAGGAAAAGGAAGAAGUUAUGGCCAAAGAGGUAGAGGUGGUACAUUCCAUCCUAAGGAAGAUGACAAUGGUGGUGAUGGUGAAAGCACAACCAGUCAAAGAGGACAUGGUCGCAAUCGUGGCCGAGGACGAGGUCGUGGACGCCAGUCAAACUGGAGUGGUGUGGACACCGGGAGUUCAAGUACAUGGUAUUUGGACACGGGAGCAUCCAACCACAUGUGUGGUAGAAAUGAGUUCUUUGCGGAGCUCGAUGAAGAAUUUAGUGGCACUAUCACGUUUGGUGAUUUGUCACAAAGGCCAGUCAAGGGGAAAGGCAAAAUCCUACUCCAGUUGAAGACAGGUGGUCAAAGCUAUAUUGGUGAUGUGUACUAUGUACCAGAGAUGAAAAACAACAUUUUGAGCUUGGGGCAAUUACUGGAACGAGGCUAUGACAUCCAAAUGAAAGGCGAUACACUUUCCAUGUGUGAUAAGAAUUGUGUCUUGAUCGCGGCUGUAAAGAUGGCAAGAAACCGUAUGUUCCCACUGGCUGCACUCCCACCCUGCAAUUAA
Molecule: messenger RNA, 1179 nt
Organism: Diospyros lotus (date-plum)
Lineage: Eukaryota; Viridiplantae; Streptophyta; Magnoliopsida; Ericales; Ebenaceae
Exons: 2
Coding region: 1-1179 (392 amino acids)
Source: RefSeq, a predicted model, not a curated record